GCUGAGUUUGCGGCUCCGUGGUAGCCAAUUAAUCGUGUUGCACAAUCAUUACGACGAUAAAAGGGCUUACCGGAACUCGUUCUUGCACGGCACGAAGAGCUACGGAUCAUCCGGCGCCAUACAGUGCAGCUCUCAGCAGCCACUCAGUGCCACCACUCAGCCUGCAACAACCAUGCGUGCCGCAUUGCUGGUAGCGAUUGGCACUACGCAUGCCGUAGUGAUGACGACGCGCCGCCGCAUCGGCGCCAGCGCGGCGGCGGGCAUCGCAGGGCUAGCGCCGCCCGCCCACGCCGCCGACGCCGACCUCCCCACCCUCCGACGCGGCCUCCUCGACCUGGAGGAUCUAGUGCAGAACUGGAAGGAGCGCACGACGAACUGCAAUUACGCGGAAGUGAACCGAGACCUCCUGGGCUCGCAGAACAAGGCGGCCCUUCUGAAGCAGGCCAGCGAGAACGCGGCGGUCGCCAAGGGCUCCGCCGUGAAGACGCUCUGCAAGCGCGAUCCGGAAGCCGUGCGGCGCAUCCUGGGCCUCGACGGCAAGCUCAACGCCAAGUCGGCGCCGCUCCUCGCCCCGGGCGCCGCGCGGCAGGAGCGCCUCAACGCCGAGGACCAGAACGCGGCCCUCGCGGAUGCAGAUCGGAUGAUCCGCAAGGGCCUCGAGUUCACGAGCGACCUCGACGGCUACGUCGAGGCGAACGAGAAGUGGCUGCGCGCGGUGUCGGCGAUCGACUCGGCGACGUACUCGAGCCGGAGCCAGGACCUCGGCGCGGUCAUCUCGACGACUGCGGGUGGUGCGGAGGUCCUCGACUCGGCCCUGUCAAGUGUCGUCGAGGCGAGGGACGCGCUGCGCGUCGUCGUGAAGCUACGUAGCAUGUAGGUUGUUAAUUGUUAGCAC
Messenger RNA from Pelagomonas calceolata, 895 nucleotides. NCBI's taxonomy places the organism in Eukaryota, Pelagophyceae, Pelagomonadales, Pelagomonadaceae. The record is from the annotation of a GenBank genome assembly.